CUUCGUCCAUGGAGGGAACUUCAUAAGUCUCUCUCUCUCUCUCUCUCUCUCUGGAUUGGUCACUCUCUGAUCUUUCUAUCAUGGAGGAAAAAGACAGCACUGUUUUCGGGUCAAUGUCGGAUUCUGGGACAGACUCACCGUCGCCUGUGACAAGCUUCGCCGCUUCAACCGCCGUCGCCACGACGGAAGGAGAGACUUCUCCGCCGGAGCCACCGUCCAACAACAACGUUACGAGCACGAACGUUACCGGUUCCGGGCCAGUGACGCCAUUCUCAGGCUCGAUGACGUCACCGGUAGGGACCACUACGGCGAUUCCGGUGGCGGCGGAGGGGAGCAACGGCGGCGAUAUGUCUGGGAAGAGGAAGAGAGGGAGACCGAGGAAGUACGAUGCGGAGGGGAACUUGAUUGUACGGUCGCCGCCGCCUACGGAGAAUUUGGCUAAGAAGAACAGAAGCAAAGGCUUUGGCACUGGUAAUUGCUUCAUCAGUGAACUAUUUGAAAGAACAGCCGGAGAGGACUUCACACCACAUAUCAUCACUGUCAACACCGGAGAGGAUUUGACCGGUAAGAUUCUGUCGUUUACGCAAAAGGGUCCUCGAGGAAUCUGCGUUUUAUCAGCAAUUGGAACCGUUUCUAACGUCAGAAUUCGGCAUCCCGGAUCCGCCGGAGGCAUCCUCACCUACGAGGGCUUGUUCGAGAUAUUAACGUUAACGGGUUCAUAUGUGAUAACUGAAAUCGGAGGCAUAUGGAACAAAACCGGAGGUUUGAGCGUUUCGUUGGCCGGACCCGAUGGCCGUGUCAUUGGCGGAGUUGUUGAUGGAGUUCUCACAGCUUCUAGCCCCAUCCAAGUUGUGAUUGGAAGUUUCUUAACGUUUGGUGCGAAACCUCAAAAGAGGAAGUACAAACGUAGAUCCUCCGUGGUUACUCCUGCAUUACCCUCGGCUGAUGUCGUGUCCACAGGACAAGUUCCCGAGACGAAACCCAAGAACGAGCCACUGCAGUCGGAGAACGCAGAAUCUUCGGGAUGGAACAACUCAGAACCCGAACAAAACCGUGUGAUUUCGCCCGAAAUCAACGUUUCAGAUGCAAGAGAAAUAAGAUCUUGAGACUUAAAAAAAGGGGUUCAUCAUCAUCAUCAUCAUCAUAAUCUAACCAUCUCACAGGUUGACAUGAGAGCUUCUAUAGUAAAGACUUUAGAUCGAUUUAUGAACAAAAUAACUUCAUAGUGUUUUUGGUUCGGGUUGAACGUUUAGCUUUUGAAAUGUUUCAACAUUGGUUUAUC
Messenger RNA from Tarenaya hassleriana, 1282 nucleotides. Its product is annotated as AT-hook motif nuclear-localized protein 7-like. The coding region runs from base 81 to 1106 and encodes 341 amino acids. The record is from RefSeq and is a predicted model, not a curated record. Gene Ontology annotation, molecular function: minor groove of adenine-thymine-rich DNA binding. NCBI's taxonomy places the organism in Eukaryota, Viridiplantae, Streptophyta, Magnoliopsida, Brassicales, Cleomaceae. The transcript is spliced from 5 exons.